Rubroshorea leprosula is the source of this 1785-nucleotide messenger RNA. The record is from the annotation of a GenBank genome assembly. Lineage: Eukaryota; Viridiplantae; Streptophyta; Magnoliopsida; Malvales; Dipterocarpaceae.
GUGAACCAUUUUCAAUACUUGAUGAGGUUAAGCCAUUAUAUUCUUUGUUUUAUUCCUGUUCAAAAACUCGAGGCUUUCCCCUUGAUUGGGAGAGACGCAAAAGCAGAGGAAGAAGAAUAGAAGAUGGCCAAGAUACCCAAGAACUCCAAGUUUGUGCUGUGCCUAGUGUUUUCCAUGAUCUUCAAUCUUCUCUUUAUCAUCAAUCUCUAUGUGGGUGGAGGUUGGAAUCUCAGUUGGAGCUCACGAGCUGCAGAAGAAGCUGAGGCUGUAGCAGCAAUUUCCUGCUCAGGCCAUGGAAGAGCUUACUUAGAUGGAUUAGUUCUUGAUGAUGAAAAACAACCACUUUGUGAAUGUAAUACUUGCUAUUCAGGUCCUGACUGCUCUCAAUUUAUACCCAAUUGUGCUGCAGAUGCUGAUGAGGGAGAUCCAUUGUUCUUGGAGCCCUUCUGGAUUCAGCAUGCAGCUAACAGUGCAGUUCUAGUAGCAGGGUGGCACCGGAUGAGCUACAGCUACAAUGAUAAAACUGUCAUCUCCAAAGUGCUUGAGAAGCAUAUCCGAAAACUACACUCACUUGUAGGAAAUGCAGUUACAGAAGACAGAUUUAUCAUCUUUGGUACUGGCUCAACACAGGUCAUCAGCGCUGCAGUCCACGCAUUGUCCCCUGAUAAUGCCUCCUCCCCUGCAAGAGUUGUAGCUUCAAUCCCUUACUACUCGCUAUACAGAGAACAAACAGAUUAUUUUGAAUCAAUGCAUUUCAAGUUUGAAGGAGACGCGUCCCCCUGGAUAAACACUACAAAUACUAGCAGCACCAAUUUGAUUGAGUUUGUGACAUCUCCUAACAAUCCAGAUGGACAGCUGAACAAGGCAGUUCUUCAUGGACCAUAUGUCAAGGCAAUUCAUGAUCUUGCAUAUUACUGGCCACAUUUUACUCCAAUUCCAGCUCCUGCAGAUGAAGAUCUAAUGACAUUCACACUAUCUAAGCUUACUGGUCAUGCUGGCACUCGAUUUGGGUGGGCAGUGAUAAAGAAAAAGAGUGUAUAUGAGAGAAUGACAAUGCAUAUGGAGUUAAACACCAUGGGAGUUUCUAGAGAUAGUCAAUUAAGAGCUUUGAAGCUUCUCAAAGUAAUCCUAGAAGGAAAGGGAAGGGAAAUAUUUGAAUUCGGCUACAAGACAAUGAAAGCAAGGUGGGAAAUAUUGAACCAGACAUUGUCAUUAUCGAAUCGCUUCUCUUUGCAGAAAAUUCCUCCACAAUACUGCACCUUUUUCCAGGAAUUCAGGGAGUCUUCUCCUGCUUAUGCAUGGUUGAAGUGUGAGAGAGAAGAAGAAAAAGAUUGUUACGCGGUGUUGAAGGCUGCAAAUAUCAUUGGGCGUAGAGGCUACAUGUUCAGUGCUGAGGAUCGCUAUGUCAGGCUCAGCAUGAUAAAAAGCAGAGAUGAUUUUGACGCAUUGAUAGAGCGUUUAAAGGAACUAGUCUCGGAGGAAGAAAGUGUAGUUAAGGGUACGUGAAGAAAGCUAUCCACCUUAUACUCUAAACCCUAAACUCGAUCAAGAGGUGUUGAUCAAGAACUCUAAAUAAGGCUAUAAACCCUAAACUCGAUCAACAGAUGUUGAUCAAGAACUCUAAGUAAGGCAAAUUAAGAGUGGGUUAUGGAAUCUUGAGGUGUCCAUUUAAGAAAGAGGUCAUGCAUGCCCAUUGAAAUGCUCUGCUUUAUCUUAAGGGAGGUUGGUGUAUAUUUAACAUAUUUUCUUCUAAACUUAAUUGGUUAAUAACAUGAUAUUUUAAAU